This is a messenger RNA of Coregonus sp. 'balchen', 408 nucleotides long. Lineage: Eukaryota; Metazoa; Chordata; Actinopteri; Salmoniformes; Salmonidae. The record is from the annotation of a GenBank genome assembly.
AUGGAAUUGUGGUUGAGUAUUGUGACUCCAAACCAUCCAUCCUGGCCUCCCAACCAUGAGUCCCUCUCUCAUGCCCUGAACCUGAACUCUUUGCUGUCUAAGGAGGCCACACAAACACCUUGGCUCACCAUACCUGUGGAGAGCAAGUCCUCUACUCCCACUGAGCCAGUGCUCCUCCAGAAACCCAAACUAGCCUGCCCAUUGGACCUGUCCUAUGUUGAUCUGACUGCCUCACAGGUUGCCUUGGAGGUCUCGCUAAUCAAACCCGAGACUAACAGUCCCAAACCGAUCCUUGAAUCAAGCACGUUGGAGUCGACCUGGAGUCCCAAGUUCCAGUCUGCACCACUGUCCCUGGCUGAGAUCUCCCUGAUCUGGUCAGGAACACCCCCAUAUGCCAAUAACACAUAG